AUGUCCUUCAAAAGCAUCAUGCGUGAGUUGAAGGAGAUGAAAGAUGGGAUUGGAAGCAUAUCAGGGCGAGGAGUUGAAGGGAAACAUUGGCGUGGCAGGGCAAGGUCACAUAUUGCACCAGAUGAAACACCAGCAGAAACUGAUCAGAUUGAACAGAGCCAGUGGGCAAAUCUGCCGCCAGAAUUGCUUUUGGAUAUCAUUAGGAGGGUAGAAGAGAGUGAGACCUCAUGGCCUGCUCGUGCAGUUGUUGUUCAUUGUGCUUCAGUCUGUAGGUCAUGGAGAGAAAUUACAAAGGAGAUUGUAAAAACUCCUGAGCAAUGUGGGCGGCUGACGUUUCCCAUAUCAUUGAAACAGCCGGGUCCUCGUGAGUCACCCAUACAGUGCUUUAUUAAGAGGGAUGCUGCAACUUCUACAUAUCUGUUGUACUAUGGUCUGGUGCCUUCUGAGGCCGAGAAUGAUAAGUUGCUCUUAGCGGCCAGAAAGAUUAGAAGGGCAACAUGCACAGACUUCAUAGUAUCUUUGGUUUCGGAUGAUUUUUCUCGGGCCAGCAACACAUAUGUUGGUAAAUUGAGGUCCAACUUUUUGGGAACCAAGUUCACUAUGUAUGAUAGUGAACCUACAUUUGAAGUGCCAACACAACUGGCUAGCCGAACGAGUCGCAGAUUCCAUUCCAGGCAGGUCUCUCCAAGAUUACCUGCGUGUAACUACUGUAUAGCCACUAUCACCUAUGAGCUCAAUGUUCUCCGCACAAGAGGGGGUACUGUACCGACACUAACAUCAUUACUGGAGACAUUGGAUGGCCAGUUUCCUCACCCGUCAAGUUCCAAAGGGAAGGAAUCAGUCUCAGAUAUAAGUUCCGCAAGCCUCUCUCAAUCACCAGUAUUAGCCAAAGGUUCAGAAGAGCCCCUUGUUCUUAAAAACAAGGCCCCUAGGUGGCAUGAACAGCUACAGUGCUGGUGCCUAAAUUUCAGAGGGCGUGUAACUGUUGCUUCUGUUAAGAACUUCCAACUUGUCGCUGCUGUUGAACCAUCCCACAAUGUGCCUGCUGCAGAUCAAGAAAAGGUAAUUUUACAAUUUGGAAAAAUUGGAAAAGACAUCUUCACAAUGGAUUAUCGCUACCCACUUUCAGCCUUCCAAGCCUUUGCAGUCUGCCUGAGCAGCUUUGAUACCAAACCAGCUUGUGAAUGA
Messenger RNA from Dovyalis caffra, 1188 nucleotides. Lineage: Eukaryota; Viridiplantae; Streptophyta; Magnoliopsida; Malpighiales; Salicaceae. The record is from the annotation of a GenBank genome assembly.